Messenger RNA from Sparassis crispa, 1737 nucleotides. RefSeq names its product Amino-acid permease inda1. The record is from RefSeq and is a predicted model, not a curated record. Gene Ontology annotation, cellular component: membrane. Lineage: Eukaryota; Fungi; Basidiomycota; Agaricomycetes; Polyporales; Sparassidaceae. Bases 1 to 1737 code for a protein of 578 amino acids. Gene Ontology annotation, molecular function: amino acid transmembrane transporter activity. The transcript has 13 exons. Gene Ontology annotation, biological process: amino acid transmembrane transport.
AUGACAACGGCUCCUCCCUCUCACGUCGUGGUGUCAGACACCGAGCCCAAGGUGGACAUCGACAGCAAAGUUGAUGAUGUCCUUGCGAUCCCCUCCCUUGCUGCUAGCGACAAUGUAGUGCAGAAGUCGUGGUGGCAGAGGAUUAUCAGCGGCAACGCAGACGCAACACAUGAUACUAAGAGGGCCAUGAGUAGCCGUCACUUGAUGAUGAUAGCGAUCGGUGGAACGAUUGGGACUGGCAUCUUCCUUAGUGCGGGAUCUGCUGUAGCCACUGCAGGGCCUGGAAGUGCACUUCUGUCCUACAUUAUUGUCGGUCUGUUCUGCUAUGCGGUCGUCAUUUCAUUGGGAGAAAUGGCGGCUUUUAUCCCUGUGUCUGGAACUUUCGCCGUGUUUGGGACUCGGUUUAUAUCACCUGCUUUGGGAUUCACUCUUGGCUGGAAUUAUUGGUUGCAAUGGAGCCUCUCCAUUCCGAGUGAGCUGACAGCAGCAGCAGUCAUCCUUCAGUUCUGGACCGCGCGACUGCAAGCAUGGGAAUGGGCUUUGGUCAUCAUCGUACCAAUCUUCGCUAUGCAAUUAAUACACGUACGAGUAUAUGGUGAAUCUGAGUACUGGUUCGCGCUGAUCAAGGUCCUCCUGAUCAUUGUCUUCAUCUUCGUCGGCUUGAUAUACGACUGGGGAGGCGUCCAUGGCCACCCAGGUCCGGGGCGCUCGAACUUCCAGGACGGACAGGCAUUCAUCGGGGGCUUCUCUGCGUUCGCGCAGACGUUUGCAUUCGCAUUCUAUUCGUACGGUGGGGUUGAACUCGUCACGCUCGCGGCAGGCGAGUCAGCGAGCCCGCACAAGACCGUUCCGCGCGCAGUUCGAGCAACCUUCUUCCGCAUUGUCUUGUUCUACCUUUUGACGAUCCUGACGAUCGGUUUGUGCAUCAAUCGGGCGGACCCAACCUUGUUGAGUGCAGCAUAUGAGUCGGACGUUACCGCCUCCCCUGUCACGGUUGUCUUUGUACGCGCAGGGUUCAGGACCGCUGCACAUGUCGUCAAUGCUGUCCUGCUUACGGCCGUCCUCUCUGCGACAAACUCAUGCUUUUACGCCAGUUCGCGCAUGCUUUUGUCGCUGGCCCGGAAUGGACAGGCGCCCCGCGUAUUUGGCUGGGUGAACAGCCGCGGCGUCCCAGUACCAGCUCUCCUGAUGUCACUCGCGGUAUCCUUCCUCACGUUCCUGACGACCAUAUGGGGUGAAGGAAUUGUAUUCACCUGGCUUCUUGACCUUACCGGAAUUUCCGCGCUCCUCGUCUGGGGUUCAGUGGGUCCUAUAUCGUUGCGUUUCCGCCAGGCUUGGCGUGCACAGGGCCGCGUGCUUGACGAUCUCGCGUACAUCCAGCCACUCUUUCCGCUACUACCAGUAGCUACAAUUAUAAUUGCGGUCUUGAUGUUCGCGGCCGACGGUUAUGCUGCAGUAGCUGAGCAGCCUUUUAAUCCAAGGAACGUGGUAGCGACGUACAUUGGUGUCGCUCUGUAUGUAAUCCUCUACGCAGGUUAUACGCUCUACGAACGAUUUUGGUUGAAGAAGACGGCGCACUUCGUACCUCUCUCGGAAGUCGAUCUCGAGACAGAUGCAGUUUGGGGUCGAGGAGAGGGGCAACGCAACCGAGAGUACGACAGAAAUGAAAAGAGGUUGGACGAUGUUCACGACGGGUGGCGAGCUUGGCUGGGGAAGGUCGGCCGACAUGUCUAUUGA